CGGCCGGCCGGCACUUCGCUCAGUUCUCCACUGUGCUCCGAGUGAACCGGAGCUUUCGCCUUGCAGACACCUUCUGGAGGGACCCUCGAUUUUCUCGCCGGAGUUUUUCGAGCGGAUUUCAUCGAUCGGAUAAACGCAUCGCGAUCGUAGUUCUGCGGGACGCGGCCUCGCUGUAAUCGCGGCCCGACUGGCGAACGAUCGAACAGCAAACGGACCGGACCGAACUGAAACAGAGGAAGCUAUGCACCUGGAGGAAAAUUCGCCGACACCCGCCGUCUAGAUCCGACAAUCUACCUUCGUUCGAGGAGACCGAUCUGCCAACGGAGAAAUCGCCAUGGCCACGAUGACCAGCAGGAAAUCGGUCCCUGCUCUCUACCGAUGCCUCAUCCUGGCGGGAGCGAUCUGCUGCUCGUCCUGCCAGAGCGUCACCUCCGGAGCCGACAACAAGCCUGGCCAGAACGAGAGCAAACCUCGCGUCUUCUCCCCUCGAAUGGACUACGACGAGUGGACUCCGUUGGGCCGCGGUGACCCCUUGAAGAACAACCCGACUUUCGACUACGUUCCCCCGGUGCUGGACAGAGUGCAAUACUGGCUGGACUCUCAUACGACGGAAUCGUCGUUGAAGCGGGACGUGCUGGUUCUCGGUGUGACGGCGAAGAAGACCAGCCCGAAGAUACCGGAGCAGUUCCUCAAGUUCGUGGACGGUCCGAAGUUCACGAAGACGGCGAGCCAGGAAACGGCUCCGUAUCGGAACGACUUCACCGGAAGCGGAGGAGCCGAGCCGCCGAAGUUGCUGAGAACGACGAGCUUCCGGAACGGGCCGACGAUGGACUACAGAAACCAGAACCGGAUCCAAUCGAUGCCCGCCAGCUAUUAUCCCAGCCCGUUCUACGGGCACAAGUCGAAGCCGUACACGAUGAUGUUGCCGCCACCGUUGCUGCAGAAGGACAAGAUCGUGAGCUUCGUGGAGCCGACGCAGCAGUUCAGCACGCAGACGGAGGAGGGACCGGUGCUCCGGGAGCCCUCGCAGUUCUACGUGCCUUCGAAGGGCUACAACGGCCAUCCUCCUCCUCCUCCGACCAAAUCCCAGUCCCAGUCCCAGUCCCAGUCCCAACCGCAGUCCCAGAGCUUCAAAUCGGUCGGCAAAGGAGGCCACGUCGUGGUGUCGCAGGUGGAGACGAUCAAGAGCUUGCAGCAGGCGUCGUCCACUCCUCAGCCGCAAAAGUCACGGCCGGAGUCCGUGACGGCACCCUCGGUGUCCUUCGAGAAGUCCAACCUGAUCUACCAAUCCACGCAAACCGUCUCCAGCGGCUGGCCCAACAGCGCCAUCGUCCAGUCGACGCCCAGCACCGCGUCGGAUCAGCCUCUCUGGCAGGGCCACGACUACAACCGCGAUCGCUACGAGCUGGACCAUCAUGUGGCAGCGUCCUCGAACCAUCAUGAGGUGGUGGUAGAUCAACAGAACGCCAACAUAAUCGUCGACGGGGACAGCGGCGAGAACGAGGAGGUGAUCGUGGGACAGAAGGAGGCGGUCCCGUCGCUGCCGGCUCCCUUGGCGGCCGAUUUCGCUUCGAGCGGCGAUCAGACGCACGCGGAGACCGAGGAGAAGAUGCACAUAGUCCUCGCGAACGCCUCCGGCAGCUCGGAGAUCGACAAGGCCCCCGUGGCGGUGGUGAUGCCGACCAACUACUCGGAGAAGAAGCCUAGCUUCCCGACUUUCCCUGAGACCGGCUCUCCCGAAGCCUCGCCGACCGCGGAACCGGAAGCGGCGAGCAAUCGCCGGCCGGAACCAUCCAGAAACGCUGCGGCUGGAUCUCCGAUGAUGUCCGAGGAGUCUGUUCAACAUCAGUCCGUGCAGUUCCCCGGGAUGAUGCCCAACAGGAUGAUGCAGCCUCACAGGCAGCCUUAUCCCGAACCUGGUCCACUUUCUGGCCCAUUUUCCGGAGCGGUCCUUGGACCGGUUGCUCGGCCGCAGUCGGGCUCGAUGCACGCGUUCGCAUUUCCGCAGGCGCCUCUUCAGUCCAUGAUGCACCCUCAACCCAGGCCCAACCACGCGAUGAUGCAGUUCCUGGGCAGCAUGCGACCCGGCGUCGGGUUCAGAGUGCCGAGUCCAAUGGGGAUGUUCCCGCCCAUGACGCACAUCCACGCGCCUCCCGUCAAGAGCCACCACCCCAUGGAGCCCCAUCAGCAAGAGUUCUCGAUGACGUUCACAGAGUCCCCGGUGGCCUCUUCCUUGAGCGGACAGCUCGUUGAAUUAGGAAUGGAGGAGGACCGGCAUAGAUCCCGCUUGCCGGACACCACCGCCCCGAUCGCCACCACGCCGAGUCCUCUUCCGCCUACGAUCUCCAGCAUGGAGCACAGCUCCACGCAAAACUCUCCGCUGGGCUCUAUUCUGACUAAGGAGAAGGAAGAGGAGACUCCGCCGGCGACGCCUUCGCCGCAGCAAGUGACCACCGUUCAGAGCCUGACCACGGACCCGAUAUUCUCGCACUACAAGCAGCCGGCGAAGCCCAUACGCGGGCCCAUGUACCUCAUUAUCCAGGGUCACUCCAAGGUCAAGACCUACAAGCCCACGGUGACCAAGCACGGCCUGCCGCUGGCCAAGAGCGAGACCAAGGAGACGGUUACGGAGAGGCAGUUGUCCAAGUUCGAGCAGUUCAUCAAGGAGAACACGAAGAGCGGAAACGCGAGCGCGGCCGCCGCGGAGAAGAAGAAGGCCGAGGAGAAGGCCAGGGCUGAGAAAAUCGCGCAAGCUCGCCAGAACAGUCUGAUGAGCCUCGUCGAGAGCGGAUUGGGCAGCUUCGCGGUGUCGCCCUCGCCGUCCUCGCCGUCCUCGUCCUCGUCUUCGUCGCCUUCGUCGUCGGCCACGCUGCCCGGCGAAGAGGAGUACCAGCCGAAUUCCGUGACCACCAUCGAGAUCAAUGGGAACUAGGAUGCUCCUGGAUCGUUCUCUCCUCCAGUCUUCUUCAGCGUCUUCGAAGAGAUCCCGAGGAUCGGAGCGGGGGAGGAGGACGAUUCCGAAAGAGAGAAAGCGCGAGUCUGACACGCUCGAAGCUCGGGAAAACGCCGACGGGAUCGCACUCCGGCGUCUCUCUCUGUCGUCUCUCGGUCGGCGAAUCUACGAUUUUGUCCGUUCGUUCGGUAUCUAUUAUUACGUUUUUUCUACCGAUAUUUAUUCUAUUAUGAUACACCGUGUGAUCACCCGAGUAGAGGCUGAACGCGCGGCAGGCUCGCGGACGGCUCGCGGGCGGCUCUCGCGUCCGACGCUCCUGCCACGGUCUCUCAUUGUCCGUGAGAGAGGCGCGCCAUUUUCUAAUGUGCCAGUAUACACGAGACAUUAACACACACCACGAUACACGUAAUUAUACACUGCCGGUCCUUGUUUCACGCGGGGGCCAAACUUUUGCCGCGCGCGUAGUCCAAGAUCCGCGACGCACCGGUCAUUUUAAAUCGCUUAUUGCGUGAGAUCCGCUUCGGGGAUUUUUAUUAAAAUCGAGUACGACGCGGCACCAGCGAAAUUAGGGGGGGUUCGAGGAUUUCGCCAACUUCGCAUUUGUGUGUAAAAUACGCAGCAAACUCGCGAAACGAGCGUGACCAAGAACAUGGUAUUCCGUCGUAUCUGGACAUUUAUUUUCUCGGAAAUUACACGAGACAUCGACGCGCGAUUCUCGUCGCGUCGGAAUCGGCAAAGUAUAUUGAAGAGCUUGUAAAAUAUUCGACUGGUAGGCGCGGAACACGGGCCGGUAAUUAAAACACACACACCACACCACACCACACACACAAAGAAAGCGUACGAGUUAGCGACGAUGAAGAUUGCUCAGCGGAUUCGGACGGGUCGCUCAUGCCGCGGCCCUACGUCGAAGCGGAACGUUGCGUCGGGGAGAACGAGCUUCGAAAUCUAUUUAUCGUAGACGAAAGUUUAAUUUAUUGUGUUCUGGUAUGCACGCGGACGCGAUCGACGGGACCGAGGCCUCGCGAUGCUCGACGAUCGACGACCGAAACGCUCGAUCGCUUCGCGCGUAUGGUAUUAUUCACGCUAGUCUUACGUCCGCCGAUUACCGCACGUGUCUCGCGACACGCACCGUCCUUUCCGAGCCCGUAAAAAUUUUCUUAGCGAUUUUGUUGCUCCGUCGCUGUCACUGUGCGACAGCGUGACAGAGGAGGACUGUCACAAAGGUUUGCAUUCGACGUUGACGCGCCGAAUCCAUCGACGAGCGACCGCUUCGUUUCGUUGAAAUUCUAAAGACUCUUUCAUAGGAAACGAUCGAACGCAAUCCGUAAUUACAGCUUGUAAUAAACGUAGCGAGAUGUCUGAAUAAAUUCCGUCUUGUAAUUCCUGCGAAGCAGCACGCGGCGAACAACUUCGGCGCUCGGUAGGUUUAGCGUUAAGCUCGGGAAGAGAUCGGUCGGAGCGAAGUUCCAGAGACGAGAAGCCGGCUAGCAGAGCGCCAGGAGCGAUCAUCCUAAUUCCUGAAACAAAGAGAAAAAAAGAUAAAUGAAAGUCGACAGUAAAAUCGAAGUAGAAUCGCGAGCAUCGGCGAGCAUUCUGAGCGACGCGCUUCCUUCUAGCCGACUCGUCGUCUCUCUGCACAGUGUUUGCUCCGCGUCGAGAGAAAGUAUCCCGCGAAUCGAUCGCUCCGGUUCGUCGUUCGUCGAUCGUCGAUCAUCGACGUCAAAUCGCGAAAGCCGAGAUCGCGAGCGUCGCGACGCGCGCACGGAAGCUGUACGACGAUGAUUGUACGCGACGGUCGCACGUGUCUCUUGGGUCUCCGUUUGUCAAUAAAAUUUUGUCGCAACAGCACACACGUACACCUGUAAAAACGAGCAGUCUAUUUGAAAAAAACAACGAUCGUUUUACAGCAUCGUUCCUGUCAACCGAUUCCAGGCGUCGCGAGCGAGACGCGCUCGCUGCGCCGUCGGAAACAAGCAGCGACGAAUAAACGGCGAUCGAUUACACGCCCACCCGGCGAAAUUUAUCGCUGGAACAGCUCCUCGGGAGCGUCCGCGGGAUUAAAGCUGCCGAAACGGUACUUUGUUUCGAUUUAUCGGCGCUAAUGAUCCUUAAUUUUCGUCCUCGACUCUGGAUCACCUUCGUGUUUCUUGCGCGCCGACGGUCACGGCCGCGGCCGUACCCCCGUAUUUUCUUCCGUUCGCCGAUCGACAAGAACGAAUAAUUACUAUUUCGUUGCUGCGAUCGAGUAACGCGAGAGAGAGAGUCCGGCCCGCUCGGGCCCGAUCGAUCGCAAGAUCGAUAGCCGAAAACAGGAACCACGAGAAAAGGACCGAAAGGAACGAGACCCUGGAGCGGAGGAGCCUCGAAUAAAAAUCUGUUGCGGGUUCCUUCCGACGAACGGCGAAUCUCCUUGGAGAGAUUCGAUGCUUCUCCGAAGUAUUAGGAACGAUUUGUCCGACGAAUCGAUGCCCGUCCAAGACCCAUUCUUUCGGAACGAUCUAUGUAUUCGACACGCUCGAUCUGCUUGUAAAAAGCGAACAAUUUGUGCAGCCUUUUCGAACGAUUUUUCUAUAAAACGCUUCCGAACA
This is a messenger RNA of Megalopta genalis, 5541 nucleotides long. RefSeq lists its product as uncharacterized. NCBI's taxonomy places the organism in Eukaryota, Metazoa, Arthropoda, Insecta, Hymenoptera, Halictidae. The record is from RefSeq and is a predicted model, not a curated record.